This is a messenger RNA of Symbiodinium natans, 642 nucleotides long. The record is from the annotation of a GenBank genome assembly. NCBI's taxonomy places the organism in Eukaryota, Dinophyceae, Suessiales, Symbiodiniaceae.
AUGGGGGCAUCGGAAUGUGGACACGUCGAAGUUGCACGCUUGCUGGUAGACGCCGGCGCCGACAAGAACUUGGCGAACAGCAGUGGGCACACAGCUCUUAUGAAGGCUGCCGACCAAGGGCAUGUUCAAGUCGUCCGUUUUCUGGUGGAGGACGAAGACAGGGACCGUAACAGAGCUCUCAAUGCUCUCAUACUGGCAUCUGUGAGUGCGAGUGUCGAAGUUGCACACUUGCUGGUAGAGGCCGAUGCAGGGGUCGUGCGUUUACUGUCAGGGGCUGGCAGUGGCAAGGAUUUGGCGGACAAGCAUGGUGACACAGCUUUGAUGAUGGCAUCAAAAAGUGGCUUUGCCGAAGUUGCACGCUUGUUGGUAGAGGCCGGUGCCGACACGAACUCGGCUAACAACAGUGGGCUCACAUCUCUUAUGAAGGCUGCCGACCGGGGCCAUGUCGAAAUCGUGCGUUUGCUGGUGGAGUCCGGCGCCAACACGGACUUGGCAGACGGGGACGGAAACACAGCUCUCCUAUUGGCAUCUGUGAGUGCGAAUGUCGAAGUUGCACGCGUGCUGGUAGAGGCCGGCGCCAACAAGGAUUGGGCCAAUAGUGUUGGAAGCACAGCACUCAUGCAGGGAGCGUGCCGAGGCUAG